ACAGAGACAAAAUUUUAAUUCAAAUUGGAAGCGGACGACAAUAAACAAUAUACAAGAGGAAGCAAGAAUCCUUCACCCACCAUUUGUCUCUCAUGCAAGAACCCAAAACAGCCAAAUGGUAGUCAAAUGUUUCCCAUUUUCCAAAAUCCUAGACUUAUGUGCCAAAACAUUUUAGGUUAGAUUAUUAGGUCUUUCAUCUCCUCUACGACUACUCUGCUGAAAAAAUUUCACCACAGCAAUCUUUGAGAAACUCAAUCUACAACAGCAAAAAAAAAAAAAAAAAAAAAAAAAAAAAAAAAAAAAAAUGUUAAACCGCAAUGAAAAUUCUCCUCAUAUAGCUCUGUUUCCAAGCGCCGGAAUGGGUCAUUUGACACCAUUUCUCAGGCUUGCUUCUAUGCUUCUGUCCCAUAAAGACUGUCAUCUCACUUUGAUCACUGGCCACCCUACUGUUUCUGAUACGGAAUCCUCCUAUAUCUCCUACUUUCUUUCUCAAAAUCCAGAAGUCAACCAUAUUCAGCUCCAAAUCAUUCCUUUCCAUGGCUCUAAUCCCACCACAGAUGACCCUUUCUUUCUCCAGUUUGAAGCCACCAGACGCUCUGCUCAUCUUCUUCACCCUUUACUCUCUUCAACAUCCCCACCUCUCUCUGCUCUCUUUUCUGACUUUGUAGUUGCAUCCACUGUGUCUCCUAUAGCCGCUGAUCUUGGCAUUCCCAACUAUAUUGUUGCGACUACCUCUGCUAAAUUUUUCUGUCUCAUGGCUUACCUUCCAACGCUUCUAUCCAAUGUUGCUGAGCUUAGCAGAAUUCCUGAAGUCAAAAUACCAGGUUUAACCCCUCUGCAAAUUUCAAGUAUUCCUCCUCCUUUCAAGGACCCAGAUCAUCUUUUCACGGCACAACUUGCUACAAAUGCUCUAGCACUCUCAGCUGCCAAAGGAAUUUUAAUCAACACUUUUGAUGGGUUUGAAUCAGAAACUCUUGCUGCAGCCAAUGAUGGGAGAGUUUUAACCCAUCUCCCAUCAUUUCUUCCAACUGGACCUCUAGAACCUUAUGAACUCAAUAAAGAACAGAUGCAGCACUGUCUCUCAUGGCUAGACAGAAAACCAGCAGAAUCUGUAGUUUAUGUGAGCUUCGGAAGCAGAACAGCCAUGUCCAAUGAUCAAAUAAGAGAGCUGUCCAAAGGGUUGGAGAGAAGUGGAUAUCAUUUCCUGUGGGUUUUGAAAACCAGUAAAGUUGAUAGAGAUGAUAAAGAGGAGCUGAAGGAUCUGCUAGGGUAUUCAUUUCUGGAGAGAACAGAGAAGAGUGGAAUGGUAGUGAAGGGGUGGGUGAACCAGCAGGAGAUUCUGGACCACCCUGCGAUUGGUGGGUUCAUAAACCACUGCGGUUGGAACUCGGUAAUGGAAGCGGCUAGGCGAGGAAUACCAAUGCUGGCAUGGCCACAACAUGGGGAUCAAAUGGUGAAUGCAGAAAUUGUUAAAGAUGCAGGGUUGGGAAUAUGGGAAAGGAAAUGGGGUUGGGGUGUGGAAGCGCUUCUGGAUGGGGAAGAGAUUGCAGAAAGGAUCGGAGAAUUGAUGGGAAAUGAGAAGCUGAAGAGUAAUGCCAGGAAGGUUGGAGAAGAAGCUAGGAAAGCUAGUGGAGUUGAUGGGAGUUCAGAGAAGGUGUUAAUGGGAGUCAUUGAAUUCCUAAAGCAGCAGAAAAAUUGAAGUCCUCUCACAAACUACAAAUAAAUCAUCUAUAAUUUUAACUUUGUUGUCAAGUAAAGCUUUUUAUAUGUGUAAGAUAGGAAUUAGGACCACAAGCAGUGUAACUUCACCGAAUAAUUUCAUGUGCUGGUUUUUCGCUUUUCUU
Ziziphus jujuba (common jujube) is the source of this 1844-nucleotide messenger RNA. Its product is annotated as UDP-glycosyltransferase 13. The record is from RefSeq and is a predicted model, not a curated record. Bases 305 to 1699 code for a protein of 464 amino acids. Gene Ontology annotation, molecular function: UDP-glycosyltransferase activity. NCBI's taxonomy places the organism in Eukaryota, Viridiplantae, Streptophyta, Magnoliopsida, Rosales, Rhamnaceae. The transcript has a single exon.